AUGGCUUCUUCGUCAUGUGUCUGCCCAAGAAACAAAAAACCCGUGUGCGGUUCCAAUGGAGUCAUUUACUAUAACAGCUGUCUCUUCGAAUGUGGCAAAAAAUCCAACCCUGAAAUCAUCUUGAAAGACUUGGAGUUUUGUGAACUGAAGUCCAAAAUGGAUGGGCUACCAAUAUGCCCCCCAUGUCUACUAUAUGAAGAUCCUGUGUGCGGUACAGAUGGGGAGGACUACAGUAAUAUGUGCAACUUAAUUUGCGUACAUCCUAAAGUAGAAGUAGCAUAUGAAGGCAAAUGCAAAUGGGAUGAGGAAGAGCCAAUAUGUGCGUGCACUUUCGAGUACCAACCCAUCUGUGGGACUGAUGGUAACACAUACCCAAAUAAAUGUUCUUUGAGAUGCGCCCAACAAAGAUCCACCGUGGAAAUCAAGCAUGAAGGAACUUGCAGGUCGAAGAGAGAAGAUAUUAACGUUGCUGAUGCUCCUAUCUGCCCUUGCACAGCUGAAUUGAACCCGAUGUGUGGUACUAACGGAUUGACAUAUCCAAACCCUUGCAUGCUCAACUGCGCUAAGAAGCAAAGUAUAAGUAAAAGUCUAGAUCUCUUACACGAAGGAGAGUGUGAGCGAAAGUCAGCAGAGGUUGAAAAAGGCGCGCGCGUCCAGGCAUGCGCGUGUGGGAAGGAAAAGAACCCGGUUUGUGCUUCCAAUGGAGUCACAUACGCGAACGAGUGCAUUAUGAAGUGUGCCGGCGAACAGUUAUCAAUCGUUCAUGGUCUAUUCAUCGUUAUCGUGAGUUGUAUAUCAGCCGUAAUUGCACUUCCCACCUGCGUCUGCACCCGGGAACAAAAGCCAGUAUGCGGUUCGAAUGGAGCUAUUUACAAUAACAAGUGUCAACUCGAUUGCGCCGCUGCAUCAAACCCUGACAUCACUUUGGAACCCAUGGAAAACUGUCAAUUGAGGUUAAAAAGACAAGAACCACGUCUAUGCCCUUGUCCGGCGAUACUUGACCCUGUCUGUGGAACCGAUGGGCUCACAUACGCCAAUGACUGCGAUCUGCGGUGCCAAGACGCCAACGUAGACAUCGCAUACAAGGGCGAAUGCAGGCCGAAACGGGAAGCUCCAAUCUGUGUAUGCACCUUCGAAUAUUUACCUAUCUGUGGAACUGAUGGAAAUACAUACCCCAACAAAUGUUCUUUGAGAUGCGCCCAACAACGAUCCGCUGUGGAAAUGAAGCAUGAAGGCACUUGCAGGGCGAAGAGGGAAGAUAUUAAUGUUGCUGAUGCCCCUAUCUGCCCUUGCACCGCUGAAUUGAACCCGAUGUGCGGCACCAACGGUUUGACCUACCCAAACCCUUGCAUGCUCAACUGCGCUAAGAAGCAAAGUAUAAGUAAAAGCCUAGAUCUCUUACAUGAAGGAGAGUGUGAGACGAAACCAGUAGAGGUUGUGGAAGGUGCAGGCGGUGACGGAUGCACGUGUGGAAAGGAAAGGGACCCGGUUUGCGCAUCCAAUGGAGUCACAUACGCGAAUGAGUGCAUAAUGAAUUGUGCUGGCGAAGAAUUGGCUAUCGUUCAUAGUGGUCAGUGCUAA
Messenger RNA from Leptosia nina, 1581 nucleotides. NCBI's taxonomy places the organism in Eukaryota, Metazoa, Arthropoda, Insecta, Lepidoptera, Pieridae. The record is from the annotation of a GenBank genome assembly.